Seriola dumerili (greater amberjack) is the source of this 7968-nucleotide messenger RNA. It is a transcript of the gene nsd1a, whose product is annotated as histone-lysine N-methyltransferase, H3 lysine-36 and H4 lysine-20 specific-like. Gene Ontology annotation, cellular component: nucleus; chromatin. The transcript has 23 exons. The record is from RefSeq and is a predicted model, not a curated record. Gene Ontology annotation, biological process: regulation of DNA-templated transcription. Gene Ontology annotation, molecular function: protein binding; histone H3K36 methyltransferase activity. Lineage: Eukaryota; Metazoa; Chordata; Actinopteri; Carangiformes; Carangidae. Bases 63 to 6569 code for a protein of 2168 amino acids.
UAUCAAACAUCCAUUGUUGGUUUCACGCUGACCGACCUCUAAAUGGAUAUAGCCAUGACAACAUGAAUCAGUCAUACAGACAGGCUGUUAGGGGUUCAGCAUUUGGUACUGGCCAGCCAGAGCUGAGGCCCCGCAAUGGCCUUGUGAGCACUUCCUAUGGAAACCAAUGUGGCAUUGUGAAGCGUGUGUCAGACCAACCGUCAGCUGUGCAACUGCCAUCCUCCAGUCUCAAACAGCCAGCUGUCCUGGGCUACAAUCAGCCAGACCGAACUCACUGCUACAGCCCGCUGAGGAGGCUGCAGGACCAUAACACUGUGGUCAACAGGCCUGACCUAGAGAGGGACCUCCAUCCUAGGAACCACUUGCAGUGUGCAAGCCCAAUUAGUGACGAUGAUGAGUUUGAGGCACCAUCAGUCCAGUUGCCUCCUUCUCCAGGCAAUGAUGACAUGGAGCCUUUUGAGACUAUGCAGGACGUAAACAGAAAUGGCUUCUCACCCCAAAGUUCUGACAGCUUGGAGCGCUGCUCUCCCAUCCCAAAUGACUACUUGCAUUUUGAGUCCACGCUGUUUGACAGCAAUGACGUUAAGGAAGAGGACGAGGAGGGGGAGCACAACAGUAGUGACGACCUGGCGCCUUUUCACAACUCCCAAAAGUUGAGUCAGGAACGAACUGUUACUGACAGUAAGACCACAUGUGAUUCAGGGGGGGACAGAAGAACAUACAAACCUACUGUCUUUAAUCUGAUGUCCAAAACUAUAUCUGAACUGAACCCUACACUAAGCCCCAGUGCACUGCCAGAAAUCACUAUGAGAGAUGGGUGGAGUUUGGGUGAGGAAUCAGACAGUGAUGGUGAACUUGGCUCUCCUGUUGACCCUGGACUUAUUUCACCAACUGACACCAACUCUAAUUCCAACAGCCCAAAGAAAAAGCCUCUUCCUGCAGUAAAAUACUUGGAAGGGGACUUAGUGUGGGCAAAGUUCAACAGACGACCCUGGUGGCCCUGCCAAAUCACCUGCGAUCCAGACCAGGGGACCCACACUAAGAUGAAAGUUCCCAGUCCCCGUCCUUGUCGGAUGUAUUUCCUGGAGACGAUCGGAGAGAUUAUAGAAUGUGCCUGGGUCCAAGGGAAUGUCAUUCUUCCUUUUGAAGGAGGCCAUCAGUUUGAAGACUUACCUGUGCUUAGACGGAGAGGGAAGCAGAAGGAGAAAGACUACAAGUAUACGAUACCCAAAAGUUUACUGACUGCGUGGAAAGUCAGUGUGACAGAAGCUGAGUAUCUACUUCCUGGUCGACAAAGGAACACUGAAAGUGUGCUUUCAGUAUCCAUCAAUGGAGAGGAGCGUGUACCCAGCCCACUCCCCACUGAAAAGCCACAGGAGGCCCCCUCUCCCACUGUGGACUCUGGCCGAACCCCAUCUCCAAAUAUGCCCCCCAAUGAAAAUGAACACCAUCUCAUAAAAAACUCUACAGUUCAAUCCAACAAGAGCAAAGCUUGCAAGAAGAAAAAGAAAUGUUUGUCAGAUAUAUUUGGCCAUAUAGUUGGUGGAUCAAAGGAAUCAUCUACCAUCACAAACAUAACAGACAAGUUUCAUACAACAACUUGUGCACUGAAAGAAGAGCCAAAGGACUCCCCAUAUGCUGACCUGGACUCAGUUCCAAUGCUGCAUCGUCCUAAACGUACAGCAAUGUCUCCAAUACAGGACGUAGACAGACUGGUUAGAAAACAGGGUUCAUCAAAAGCUAAAACAAAGUUAACUGAAAAGGUGAACCAAUGUACAGAUUCCUGUGAUAGCAUUUUAACAAAUAAAUUGACAUCUAAAGAUACAAAUUCUGAACAGAAUUUGGGCAGCUGUAAUGAACUGUUGUACAGUUCAACUGAAAAGCACUCUAUGAACCUUCCUGCCAGCAGUCGUCUGAUGACGAGGGCUCUGAAAGCAGAGGAAAAGACUGAUCUCAAAGAUGCACUGGCCACAAGCCAAAUCUCAACAGAUACUCAUAAUGAUGAUUGUACUAAUAAUACAUCUACUAAUGCACCAAUCAAAACUGAAAUGUCUCCUAACUGGGAAUCCCCCAGCAAUGCAUCUUCCUCUACCGAUCACAGCUCUCCAAAAAGGCGUGCAAGGAAGCCUGAUAAGAAACUAAUUCGUAAUGGCUCAUUGAUAAAGUCUAAGUGUUCAGGCUCCAGUGUACCCACUGUGCAACCUGUUAAGAUCAAAACGGAAAAUGUUGCCCCAGAUCUUUCAACCUCUUCUUCCCCGUCCUUGUCUCUGUCUCCCAUGGAAGCCUUUCAGGAUGUCAAGGAACUAAUGUUUAAAUCGCUUGUGAAGGAGGACAGCAGUGACUCUGAGCUCACUGCAUUUCGGCCUGAUUCCAAUUAUAAAUUCAGUACUUUUUUGAUGCUGCUGAAAGACAUGCAUGAUAUCAGAGAAAAAGAGGGUAAACCCCUGACUCUCCCGCCAUCACCAGUCCUGAUCAAGGAGGAACCCUUGGUCAUCCCUACUGCUACUGGGGGUGACCCACUUAAGGGUUCUAAUGAAGGUUUUACUCAAGGGAUUAAAACAGAAAAUGGCCAAUUGAGAAAAUCCAUAAUACCCAACAACACAGCAGUGAAAACCAAGAACAGGACUAAAGCUAUCAUGACAGCAGACACCUACCACUGUGAAGACUUUCCUGUUCACUCUCAGACUGGGAGCUCAGACAAGCAGCGUAGAAAACAAAGACUACCGGCCAAACUGAAACUCAGCAUACCUGGCCUUUCCUCAGACCUGGCUGACUUGGCUUAUGGCAGGGAGUUUGUUAGUGGCCACGCUGACUUAGCUGAUCCUGGAUCUGGUCCUCCCGUCGCUGCUGAUCCCUCGGCCAGCUACCUCAACAAGAACUCAGAAUCCACAGUGGCUCCAAAGAAGCGCUGGCAGGUGGUUGAGGGGGCUGCGGAGAAUAAGGGUGGGUGUAUGAGUGAGGCGUCUGCUGAGAUGAAUGGGCCUUACACCACAAGGCCGUCACCAGAUCUUGAUCUGGGAAUUAGGAAGCAGGCAGAGAGUGACUCGCACUUCCUAGAGACAAGCAGCAUAGCAGGGCAUUCAGAGAACAAACGUCUGCGGAAACCAACUAAAAGGCUCCUGGAGUCAACUGAGGAGUAUGAACAAAUAUUUGCCCCAAAAAAGAAAUCAAAGAAACACACCUCAGAAUCUUCCAAAAUGCAGACAUCAGGGAUGACAGCACUCCAUGAUCUCAGUACCACACCAGGAUCUGUUACCUCAUGCUCAUCUUCUCUAGAGCCCACAGAGGCUCUGACUGAGCCUGAACAGAGUCCAUCUCAGGACGAGCUUUCUCCUGUAGCAUGCUCAGUAUCCCCAGCCACGACCCAACCCCCCCUUGACACAGAGACAGCAGAAGAAACUGAUCUACCUCCUGAAUCUGACACAGGGUUAUUAAUCCAAGAAAGAAAGAGGCCAAGGAAGCUGUCACACAAGGUGCUGGAAUGUCCCAUAGAAGAAGUGUCUGUUGCUCCUAUAAAAAAGAAGGAGCUAAAGCGACACAGUGCAGUUACCUCUGAGGUGAAGGUGUUGGUCAAGAAAACUCAGGUUCUUCAAAAGCAAAUUCUAUCGCUCUCCCUAUAUCCAAACAAGCAAUUUGAUGUUGCAUCUGUGAAGAAAGAGAAGCCUACACCCACCACAUCCUCAGCCCCUGCUGUCGCCUCCCAGCACUCAGAGAGCAAAGACGUUCUCGGUGGACCCAGUCCAAACAGGCCUCCCAGCCCCCGGGAAUCUAAGACCCCCAAGCAGGAGACAGAGAUGGAGCCCUCCAGCACUGAGGAAAAACAAAAUGUACACACUGGAACACUAACUCCCAAACCUGAGGUACAGUCUGUGGGGUUGAAUGACAGCCUCUCUUCCCAUGUGGAUAUAAAAGGGAAAAUAGGAGCAACAUCCUUAAAGGAGAACGUUUGUCAGGUAUGUGAGAGGACAGGAGACCUGCUGGUGUGCGACGGCCACUGUUAUGGAGCAUUUCACCCGCAGUGUAUAGGCCUGUCAGUGGCUCCCAGGGGAAAAUUCCUCUGUCGUGAAUGCAACACUGGUGUCCACACAUGCUUUGUAUGUAAGAAGUCUGGUGAUGGGGUAAAGCGCUGUAUGAUACCACUGUGUGGGAAAUUCUACCAUACAGACUGUAUAUUGGGCUACUCUGCAACCCAGCCACAUAACAAAGGCUUCCGCUGCCCUCUGCACGUUUGUCUGUCCUGCCACAUCACCAACCCUCUCAACGUCUGUAGCUCUAAGGGUCGGCUGGCUCGAUGUGUGCGCUGCCCUGUGGCUUACCAUGCCAAUGACAACUGCAUGGCAGCAGGCAGUUUGGUGCUGGCAAACAACAGUUUCCUCUGUCCGAACCACUUCACUCCCCGUAAAGGCUGCAAGAACCACGAACACAUCAAUGUUAGCUGGUGCUUCGUCUGCUCUGAAGGGGGCAGUCUGCUGUGCUGUGAGGCCUGUCCUGCUGCUUUCCAUAGGGAAUGUUUGAAUAUGGAGAUGCCUCAGGGCAGCUGGUUCUGCAAUGACUGUAAAGCUGGGAAGAAGCCUCGUAUUAAGGACAUACUGUGGGUCAAAUGGGGACGUUACAGGUGGUGGCCUGCAGAAGUCUGUCUAGCCAAAGAUGUUCCAAAUAACAUCUUGAGAAUGAAACACGAGGUGGGAGAGUUCCCAGUCCAAUUCUUUGGCUCCAAAGAUUUUGUGUGGACAUACCAGGCCAGAGUCUUCCCUUACAUGGAGGGUGACACUCACAACAUUGAGAAAAUGGGGAAGGGUGCAGAUGCCGUGUACAAAAAGGCCCUGACUGAAGCAGCAGAAAGGUUCAGAGAGCUCCAGGCAGAAAAGGAAAUGAGGCAACUUCAGGAGGACAGAAAGAAUGACAAGAAACCUCCUCCAUACAGGCACAUUAAGGUAAACCGGCCAAUUGGGAAAGUCCAGAUCAUAACAGCUGACCUAUCAGAGAUCCCACGUUGCAACUGUAAAGCCUCUGACGAGAACCCCUGCGGCAUCGACUCGGAGUGCAUUAACCGCAUGCUGAUGUAUGAGUGCCACCCCCAGGUGUGUGCGGCAGGGGAGCGAUGUCAGAACCAGGCCUUCACAAAGCGCCAGUACACAACUGUGGAGAUUUUCAGGACACUAGGUUGCGGCUGGGGUUUACGUGGUGUGUCAGACAUCAAGAAGGGAGCCUUUGUUAGUGAAUAUGUGGGAGAGGUGAUAGAUGAAGAAGAAUGUCGAGCCAGGAUCAGACAUGCCCAGGAGAACGACAUCUGUAACUUCUACAUGCUUACACUGGACAAGGACCGGAUCAUUGAUGCUGGGCCCAAAGGGAACCAGGCUCGCUUCAUGAACCACAGUUGCCAGCCAAACUGUGAGACCCAGAAGUGGACUGUGAAUGGGGACACCAGGGUGGGGCUGUUUGCUCUACAAGACAUCCCAAAAGGUGUGGAGCUGACUUUCAACUACAACCUGGAAUGUCUUGGGAAUGGGAAAACUGCCUGUAAAUGUGGAGCACCCAACUGCAGCGGUUUCCUUGGUGUCAGACCAAAGAACCAGCCGUCAGCAGAGAAACUGAAACUGAAGGAGGGAAAAAGAAAGGUCCCCAUGAAGAAGAAGACCAAGCAAGAAGUGACCAAGGAAAGAGAAGACGAGUGUUUCAGCUGCGGUGAUGGGGGACAGAUUGUGUCCUGUAAGAAGCCAGGCUGCCCGAAGGUCUAUCACGCUGACUGUCUCAACUUGGCCAAGAGGCCUGCAGGGCGAUGGGAGUGUCCGUGGCACCAGUGUGACAUCUGCGGAAAAGAGGCAGCUUCAUUCUGCGAGAUGUGUCCCAGCUCUUACUGUAAGGAGCAUCGUGAAGGCAUGCUCUUCAUUUCCAAGCUGGACGGCAAAUUGUCCUGCAGUGAACAUGACCCCUGUGGGCCAGACCCGCUGGAGCCAGGAGAGAUUCGUGAAUACGUGCCCAACACGACCUCUGUGAGGCCUGGGGCAAUGUCUGUGCCCAUCACUCCCUCGCUGGUCCCAGACUCCAGAAGAGCUAGUUCCUCUGCUGUUCCCAUCUCUUCCCCUGCUGGUCAGGCUCCACUGGGCAGGCAGGAGCCUCCUCCUCGUCUCUACAUCAACACAAAGACUGCUACCUCGAGCUUCAUCCCUUCCAGCAGGUCUCACCUCAGAGACAGGACUGAGGGGAAAGCGUUCUCCACUCCUACCUCCUCUAAGGAUGAGAGAGAGGAUGGUGAGGUGGAGGACGGGGAGGUGUGCGGGUUAGAGGUGGAAGAGGUGGAGGAGGUGGAAGACGACGACGACGAUGACGAGGAAGCAGAAGAGGAAGAGGAUGAAAUGGAGGAGAUGGAGAUAGUGGAAGAUGAGGAGGAGGAGGAGCCACUGUAUGGAGGGGACAUGCUGGAGGAAGAUGACGAGGAGGAGGACGACAACGACGACGAAGGAGGGGAUGUGUAUGACACUUGGGAUGAUUAUGUGGAUGAAGAUGCUGAUGAUGGAGAGGUGGAGGACUUGGAGGAAUGGGGGAGAGUGGAGGAUGAUGGUAAAUGACUCGGCCCAUCCAUUCCUUUAUAAAUACUCAACAAAAACUCUCAAUAGACAUUCAAAGGACAAAAAGAGUUUGAUAUUUUGGUACCUACUUGAACGCAACACUGCCUUCACUUUGGUACUACAUUGCCUUCUCAUCCACUGCUGGACUGACGGUGCGGAUGUGUACUGGUGCUAAGGCUCGAGGACUGAUUCAGUCCAUCUCUUUAUACUUCUGUCAAUAUGUUUAUUUGUGUCUGGUGCUGUUAUGUUCUUUUGUUCUUUCUCUCAUUAUUGUUUACAUUUUUUGGCCUUUUUUAAAUGUUUGGAAUAUAAGAAAAAGUUGAGAAGUUUCACCUGACCAAACUGUCACGAUAAGGGCAUCUUAUGUUGUUGUUACUGUCUUAACCUUGUCUUUCUAAUUACAAGAGUGAUAAAAAAUAGUGUUCUCACUGGUCCAUGUUACAGUUAGGCACAACAAUACCUGCUUGAUGCUUCUGAGGAAUGCAAAAUAAACCCACUGGAGUCAUCAAGACUGAAAUGAUUCUUGUCAAGAUAAAAAAAAAAACAAAAAAAAAAACAGCCAGUAGUUUUUUUUCAUUGAUUUUACUAUUUCUAUUAAUACAUCCUGUUUUCUCUCCAAACAGGUAGGUCAGAGCUCAGGAUCGGACACACACAGAAAUAAAAGAAUGCCGUGACAUAGCACAACCAAAAUAUGCAUCACAUAUAUCACUAACAUUGGUUUUACACCCAUCACUGCUGUCCCAUUAACAAAAUUAGAAUAAAGUCAAAUUACUUAUUCUCGUGGUAUCCAGUAUUUCUUUCUCUUCUCAGUCACACAUGGCAGAAGAAAUCUUUUUUUGUCAGCAAUAUAUCACAAGGAUACUUUUAAGCUAAUGCUGUAACUGCCAUGUGAGUUUGUAAGUGUAUUUGAUAAGUAAGCAAGCUGUAUCAGCAUCCAGGAGAUGGGGAGUAAAAAAUAGUUCUUUGGUUAUCUCAUUGUGUAUCCUGUAACCUGUUUGAUUAUUUUUCUACUUGAGGUUUCUACCACAGAUUGUGUUAGAAGUCUUGACUUUUGUCCGUUAAAUAUGGCUGGUAACCAUAUGUGACUUGAAGGUUUUGAACUGCAGUCUGUUUUCUGCUUAUCUCAGACACCGUUUCUCAUAGUUCUUGCAUCUCUUACACAGUUCAUCAAGACAGAUUUACCAGGUCUGAAUGCAGGAAAUAAAAAUGAACCGUUUUUUAUAGACUGGUGCUUCAUGUGAACCAUAUUUUCUAUUUAUCAGUCUUAUUGUCUUUCACAUUAUGCAUUACACUUUAAUGAUGGUUCAGCCUAUAAAACAAGAUUAAAUCAAACUGUAGUCUGUUGCACUAAAUUUCAAUAAAAAGGUUAAGACUUUAUUUUGAUGCAGUUACGCUCUUC